Drosophila virilis is the source of this 2901-nucleotide messenger RNA. RefSeq names its product E3 ubiquitin-protein ligase neur (gene neur). Lineage: Eukaryota; Metazoa; Arthropoda; Insecta; Diptera; Drosophilidae. The record is from RefSeq and is a predicted model, not a curated record. Gene Ontology annotation, molecular function: ubiquitin protein ligase activity.
UCAGUUAUAAAAUAAACGUCGAAGUGUUUGGUACGCAGCUGGCACUGACGCUCGUUCGUUUCGUUUUCGUUUCGUUUUGUCCGUGUUUGGUUCUCGUUCGCGUUUGUUUGUACCGUUGCAAACAAUAAAUAUAUAUGCAAAUACCAAAAUGUUUUAAAUGUAUAACAAACUCUAUUUAUGCCAAAAAAAAAAAAGAUUUGCCAAACAGCAAAGUUUUUUAGUUUUUGCCAAGCGCUUUUUCUCAGUUAGUUAUUUUAAAUUAAUUUAACCGUUAACAUGGGUCUAUCGGAUAUACCAGCCAACUAUAUGCAACAAACCGGCCACAAUCUGCAGCAACAACAACUUCAUCAUCAUCAUCAUCACAAUCAUAAUCAUAAUCAUAAUGCAGCAGCGGCUGCAGCGGCCGCCGCUCACGUUUUGGCCAUGGAGAACAGCGAGCUCUUGAUGAGUCCCAAGGACAAAAUGUCCAGCAAAAAGAAAAUGCACUUGCUGAAGAAAAUCAAGAAACGCUUUGGACUCGUUCGCCGUUCUCCCUCCUCCUGCCCGGGCCCCAACAAUUUGCCGCCCCUGCAAUUCCAUACGGUGCACGGCGACAAUAUACGCAUCUCCAGGGAUGGAACGCUGGCGCGUCGCUUCGAGAGCUUCUGCCGUGCGAUCACGUUCUCGGCACGUCCGGUGCGCAUCAAUGAACGGAUUUGCGUCAAGUUUGCCGAGAUCUCGAACAACUGGAACGGCGGCAUACGCUUCGGUUUCACCAGCAACGACCCGGCCUCGCUGGAGGGCGCCCUGCCCAAAUAUGCCUGCCCCGAUCUGACCAAUCGGCCGGGCUUCUGGGCCAAGGCGCUGCAUGAGCAAUACUGCGAGAAGGACAACAUUUUGUACUAUUAUGUGAACAAUGCCGGCGAUGUCAUCUAUGGCAUCAACAACGAGGAGAAGGGCGUCAUACUAUCUGGGAUUGAUACGCGCGGCCUGCUCUGGACUGUGAUUGACAUCUAUGGCAACUGCACGGGCAUCGAGUUUCUCGAUGCACGCAUUUACAUGUACCAACAGCAGCAGCAGCAGCAGCAGCAGCAACAGCAACAGCUACAGCAGCAACAGUUGCCCCAGCAGCAGUUGCCCCAGCAACAGCAGCAGCUGCCCCAACAACAGCUCACGGCGCAUCAUCCUCUGCAGCAAUCGCGUCGCUCGCUGCCCGGCGGCACUGGCGUCGUUGUGGAUCACGAGCUGGAGCGUCAUGUGAUGCCGUCGCUGCAGUCGCUCCAUUUGGCCGGCACGGCUGCCGGCAUUAUUGAGCACGAUCUGGCGAACGGCUUGCCGCCGUUGCGCUACAAUGCCAAUGGACGGCUGAUACCCGUGCCCUUUCACAUCACAAAGGGACGCAAUGUGCGGCUGUCGCACGAUCGCUUUGUCGCCUCACGCACCGAGUCGGACUUCUGCCAGGGCUAUGUGUUCACGGCGCGGCCGAUACGCAUUGGCGAGAAGCUGAUUGUCCAGGUGCUCAAGACGGAGCAGAUGUAUGUGGGCGCACUGGCCCUGGGGCUGACCUCGUGCAAUCCGGCCUUGUUGCAGCCAAAUGACUUGCCCAACGAUUCGGAUUUCCUGCUCGAUCGUCCCGAAUAUUGGGUCGUUAGCAAGGACAUUGCUGCGGCGCCGCAGCGCGGCGAUGAGAUCGCCUUCUUUGUGGCGCCCAACGGCGAGGUGAGCAUCAGCAAGAACAAUGGCCCAGCCGUCGUCGUCAUGCAUGUGGAUCAGUCGCUCCAGCUGUGGGCAUUCUUGGAUGUCUACGGCUCGACCCAAUCGCUGCGCAUGUUCCGCCAGCAGCUGCCCAACAUGGUGGCAUACCCAUCUCAGCCGCAGAUAAACGCCGCUGCUGCAGCUGCAGCUGCAGCUGCUUCGACAACUGCCGCCAGCUCACGCAUGCUGCCCAUGGCCGAGUCGCUGAACAGCCUGAAUGCCGGCCAGAUGCUGGCCGCAUCCAAAAUGCAACUGAACGUUACCCAGUCGAGCAGCACGUUGGCCUCCACUGCCGGCAAUGGCAGCCGCAUGAUCAGCAUGCCCUCCAACGGGGACAUCCUGCAGAUACAGCCAAAUGGCGGCGGCACAGUGCUCGUUGUUAAUCUGCCGCCGGCCAGCAGCUCGCAUGAUCUCAACGGACAGCUGGCCGGGCGGCAGGCGGCAAGCGCCGCGGCCACCGUGACCAGCAGCGGCAUUUUGGCCGGCGCCUGCUCCAGCGGCACAUUGAUCAGCACCACCAGCAGUCAGCAAUAUAUUGAGCCGGUGGCCCAAAGCACCAGCACACUAAACGGCACCAAAUGGAAGGACAGUCUCAGCGACCAGCAGAGCACCGAUUCCAGCGCCGAAUGCACCAUCUGCUAUGAGAAUCCCAUUGAUUCGGUGCUCUACAUGUGCGGGCAUAUGUGCAUGUGCUACGAUUGCGCCAUCGAGCAGUGGCGCGGCGUUGGCGGCGGUCAGUGUCCGCUCUGCCGAGCAGUCAUACGCGAUGUAAUACGCACCUACACGACGUAGGCAGUCAAAGCAGUUACCCAAAAAAACAAAAUACACACAAAGAAAACCCUCGUCUAUUAGCACACACACACACACACACACUCAACGCAUUUUCUUCGAAAGACGCAGCAAUUUCCUAACUUUGAACUCGCAAUCGACUUAAGCAAGAAGUAUAAAUUUAAUGUUUAGCAAGAGAUUUGCAACAAGCGCAAAGAAAAUAUUUAUAACAACACAAAUUCGUCAAUGAAUUUUUUAAAGCAACUAGUAUUAGCAACUAGUUUUGAUAGCAAAAAAAAAAAAAGAAAAGAAAAUAAGAAAUAUAGAACCUGAAAAUAAACUGAUAUUUUUGCAAUUAACUGAAAGAAAGGCAAACUUCAAAAAAGGAAACUAGUUGUA